AUGGCCCACCGAUUUCCAGCCCUCACCGCAGAACAGAAGAAGGAGCUCUCAGAAAUUGCCCAGCGCAUUGUUGCCAAUGGAAAGGGGAUCCUGGCUGCGGAUGAGUCUGUAGGCACAAUGGGAAACCGCCUGCAGAGAAUCAAGGUGGAAAACACUGAAGAGAACCGCCGGCAGUUCCGAGAAAUUCUCUUCACUGUGGACGGUUCCAUCAGCCAGAGCAUUGGGGGUGUGAUCCUUUUCCACGAGACCCUCUACCAGAAGGACAGCCAGGGAAAGCUGUUCAGAAGCAUCCUCAAGGAAAAGGGGAUCGUGGUGGGAAUCAAGUUAGACCAAGGAGGUGCUCCGCUUGCAGGAACAAACAAAGAAACCACCAUUCAAGGGCUUGAUGGCCUUUCCGAGCGCUGCGCUCAGUACAAGAAAGAUGGGGCUGACUUUGGAAAGUGGCGUGCUGUGCUGAGGAUUGCCGAGCACUGUCCAUCCAGCCUUGCUAUCCAGGAAAAUGCCAAUGCCCUAGCCCGCUACGCCAGCAUCUGUCAGCAGAAUGGGCUGGUACCUAUUGUUGAACCAGAGGUAAUUCCUGAUGGAGACCAUGACCUGGAACACUGCCAGUACAUUACCGAGAAAGUCCUAGCUGCUGUCUACAAGGCCCUGAAUGACCAUCAUGUUUACCUGGAGGGUACCCUCCUAAAGCCCAACAUGGUGACUGCUGGACAUGCCUGUACCAAGAAGUAUACUCCAGAGCAAGUGGCUAUGGCCACUGUCACAGCUCUCCACCGAACCGUUCCAGCAGCUGUCCCUGGCAUCUGCUUUUUGUCUGGUGGCAUGAGUGAAGAGGACGCUACUCUCAAUCUCAAUGCUAUCAACCUUUGCCCUCUACCCAAACCCUGGAAACUAAGUUUUUCUUAUGGACGGGCCCUGCAGGCCAGUGCUCUGGCUGCGUGGGGUGGCAAAGCCGCAAAUAAGAAGGCAACCCAGGAGGCUUUUAUGAAGCGGGCCCUGGCUAACUGCCAGGCAGCCAAAGGACAGUACGUUCACACGGGCUCUUCUGGUGCUGCUUCUACCCAGUCGCUGUUCACUGCCUCCUAUACCUACUAG
Messenger RNA from Cynocephalus volans (Philippine flying lemur), 1095 nucleotides. It is a transcript of the gene ALDOB, whose product is annotated as aldolase, fructose-bisphosphate B. Gene Ontology annotation, molecular function: fructose-1-phosphate aldolase activity; fructose-bisphosphate aldolase activity. NCBI's taxonomy places the organism in Eukaryota, Metazoa, Chordata, Mammalia, Dermoptera, Cynocephalidae. The transcript has 8 exons. Gene Ontology annotation, biological process: glycolytic process; fructose 1,6-bisphosphate metabolic process. The record is from RefSeq and is a predicted model, not a curated record. Bases 1 to 1095 code for a protein of 364 amino acids. Gene Ontology annotation, cellular component: cytosol.